Molecule: messenger RNA, 618 nt
Organism: Sphaeroforma arctica JP610
Lineage: Eukaryota; Ichthyosporea; Ichthyophonida
Exons: 2
Coding region: 1-618 (205 amino acids)
Source: RefSeq, a predicted model, not a curated record
AUGGAGGACGAUCCGAGCCCGCAGUACCCGUCCUUCGAGACGACGACGCUCAAGCCUCAGCACUUCUCCACUGAUACACGCAGAGUGCGCUCCUUCUGGCAUGAAUACAAUGCAAAGAUUAUACAGCGAGCCCUGGACGAAAAAGCAGCACUUAAUGACGAUGCGUAUCCUGAUCUCUCACUAAUCGAGGUCUGGCUCCGGGACACCCAGGCUCGACCUCAAUCGGUUACGCCUGAAGGUGGACCAUUUGUGUUUGCACCACCACUGGGUUGGCAGCUUCGCACGGCUCGCGACGUAGUCCAACUCGACGGUAGCCUUAUUCAGCACGGUGAUGGCUUCAUCUUCUCAGCACUUGGACGCUGGCGCCCCAAGCAGAGUACUAUCCCCAAGUACAUCUACCGCCACCACGGUCGCUACCUCCCUAUAUUCGGCAUGUUUGUGGGCCAGGCGCGCCUUGGCCAACUACCACCUCAUGCACCCCAAGUCAAUCCCUCUUGCAUCCAGCCCCCAGCUUCUGCACUACCCAUAUGGGAAGCGAUCGUACGGGACAUACAACGGGACGCAGACAAGCAGGGCAUGUUCUACAACCAGGCACUUAUGCCACUCACUUCUUCAUAA